AUGCAAAAUAAAUUAGAACAAGUAGAAGUUUUGUUAAUUAUUUCUGAUUUUUCUUUGACUGAAGGAGGAGUCGGGGACAGCAGCGUUUCUACUUUAUACGAACCUCGUUUAAUUGAUAAAUGUUUGGAAGAAAUUUCUUGGUUAUUAUCGCCUAAUGUAGUUGUGGCAUAUGGAAAUAAUCCAAAAAGUGUUGGGGAGGAAUUGUUAAAAAAAUGGUCUAAACGUUUCAAAAGGUUGCAGUAUUUGUCUGUGGAUGAGUGCAAAUCUAUAAACGACAUUUUACGUCAAGUUGAGGACCGUCAAUUACUCAAAACAGAUUUUUUGUUUGUUUAUAAUUGUGCUACUUUUUGUUCUGUUAGUUUGGAAAGUUGGAUUGAAAAUUUUAGAACCCUCAGAAAACAAAAUAAAAAUGCUGUAGCAACAUUAAUUUACUCAGAAAUUGAUGUUGAUGUAUCUUCAAAUAAUUCUUUAAUUUGUUAUAGAACUUGUACAAAAAAAUUGGUUAAUUAUAAUUUAAUAGAGGGAAGUAAAGGAAGAAGAUAUUUACAGACAAAAAAGGACAUUUUCCUCAUCGAAACAACUUUCCGGACAGAUUUAUUCCCUUUAAAUAUAUUUAUUUGUGCCUUAGAUUUUAUUGGACAUUUUGCUGGAAAUUAUGAUUUUAAUUGUGUAGAUAAUAUAAUUUUGGAUAUUUUAAGUAAUGAAGAAGUUAUUGGACAAGAAAUUUAUUUAAAUAUUUUGGAAAAAAAUAAAAUUGAAAAUUUAGAAGAAUUUGAAAAAAUAAUUAAAAUUAAAAAUUCUGGAAAGAAGAAAAUUAAAGAAUUCCCAGGAAAUUGUUCUGAUGUUUCUGAUGAGGAGGAAAAUGAAGAGGGAGAAGAGGAAAAUAAAAAGAAUGUGGGCGAGGGGAAUAAUAAACAGGAAUUUACUCAAUUUAUUUUAGAAGUAAGAGAAUCUAUGCAAGAAUUAUUCGAAAAAGAAGGAAAUACUUCAAAAGCAAUAAAUGAAUCAGAAUUUUCUAAUUUAAAAUUAGAAAUAAGUUCGUGUAAAUUAGCCUAUAAUGUUCCUAUGGAUGAAUUGCCAAGAUUAAUUUUUCUUUCUUUUAUUGGAAUUCCUGGGGUUACACAACAAUUGGUUUUGUUUAAGAAGACUUUUGACAAAUGGACGAUUCUUUGGAAUUUUUAUUUUAAAAAAUUAACAACAAGAAUUGGAAUAUUACAUGCUCUUGAAGAUUUUUCAACAGAAAAUGAAAAUUUUUGUCGAAUUCUUCCAAAUAUUUUGCAUUGGCUAAAUCAAGAAAAAGAAUUUUUGGAAGAUGAACAAAUUAUUUUGUGGUAUUCUUUGUUAAAUGAAGAAUCACCCUUGCGUUUAUUGCCUAAAUUGGGGGAGUUGGUUGAGUGGUUGAAAGACGAGGAGGAGGAGGGGGAUUAA
Meloidogyne enterolobii is the source of this 1428-nucleotide messenger RNA. The record is from the annotation of a GenBank genome assembly. NCBI's taxonomy places the organism in Eukaryota, Metazoa, Nematoda, Chromadorea, Rhabditida, Meloidogynidae.